Messenger RNA from Colletotrichum lupini, 384 nucleotides. RefSeq lists its product as uncharacterized. The transcript has a single exon. The record is from RefSeq and is a predicted model, not a curated record. NCBI's taxonomy places the organism in Eukaryota, Fungi, Ascomycota, Sordariomycetes, Glomerellales, Glomerellaceae. The annotation marks the transcript as partial.
GACACUGAUUACCUUGAUGGAGCUACAAAACGCACUUGGAUAGAAUUAGAUACCGACCGCUGUGCAGGGGCUGGCUUUUUCAAGGUUCACAUAGUGGUUUUCCUCAAUCCUGUGCUGCCCGGCAGGCUCAAAAGUUGCACGUGGAUCCACGUGGAGGGUCUUGGCUAUGAGAUUCGUCGACGAGGGGUUCUCCUUGUCGAGACUAUUUCUUCAAACGACCUGGCCCUCCACGAGGGACAGAUAUUCUCACGACGUUUUAUCGUCCCUCGGCGAACCAGCCUGAGUCCUGGGGUUCCUCAACAACACGUUUCUUUUUCUCUUCGGUCAAUAACUUCCGUCGGCCGAGUCUGCCGAGAAGGAGUCGCGAGUAUCCGCAAACUGUAG